Molecule: messenger RNA, 2887 nt
Organism: Protopterus annectens (West African lungfish)
Lineage: Eukaryota; Metazoa; Chordata; Ceratodontiformes; Protopteridae
Product: beta-1,3-galactosyltransferase 5-like
Exons: 2
Coding region: 1387-2472 (361 amino acids)
Cellular component (GO): membrane
Molecular function (GO): N-acetyl-beta-D-glucosaminide beta-(1,3)-galactosyltransferase activity
Source: RefSeq, a predicted model, not a curated record
GUUUUUAACUUCACUGCUCACAAUUACGCAAUUAGAGUGAAUAUGAAACAAAAGAAGAAUGAGAUACUGCAUACAAUUCAAUGUCUCGGGACAGACUGAAAGAUAUAGAAGGGCUGGGUGCAUGGAAACUGUUCUGUACUCUCUGCACAGACUUACUGAGAAACUGGAACUACUUCACUAACUGAAUCUAGUAGCUGAAAAAUCUGAAGUGCAUGACAGAAGAACUGACAGGAAACAACAGAAAUAACAUGGAUACUUUUCAUAUAAUUCCUUUCAUGCAAACCAGAUCUGACAUAAAUUUACGACACAGAAGCAUAACAUGAAUAAAGUGUCAAGAGCGACAAAGAUGUUUAUAUAAAUUUUCCAACAUUCUGGUAAAACAAAAUGGAAAUAAUCGCUUCUGAGCAGCAGCCAAAUGUGUUUCUAAAACUGAAAAUUUGUGCUCUGGCUGAAAACAAAGGUCCAUGAAUUAUCAGAAAACAUCCUUAAUUCUCUUUUGCUGCAGAACAUUAAAAAUAGCUGAUGAGCAUCUGUGAAUUCAUUCUCCUAACUUACAAGUCUAUAAACCAGGUUAGAUUACAGGAUAAAUAAACAUGGAAUCUGUUAGGCAAGUAUUUUUUUGUUCAUACAGUGAAAAAAAAACAGAAUGGAACUGUGAUAAAAGAACAAUUUUUGUAGACAGAUAUUGGCUGUCUGAGCACCACCUGCUUAAGAAUUGGCAAGGCACAUUCACAAACCUGAGAAAUUUCAACAGAGAUGCUCGGUAGACUAUUACCAAUUCCAAACCGGGAAUAGAUGACAAAGAACAGUAGAAAACAGUCUUCUCCAAUACAAGCCUUCUUAUAAUGCAAAAGUUGCAUUUCGAAUAGAAAAGGAAAGCAAACAUCUUAUUUUAAUUUAAUCAUUUGGCACUUGGCAUAGUGUAGCAAUUACAUUAGCUUUCAUUGUUUUCCCUUCUGGAGCCUUUCUGAGUCUUUGGCUAUAAGAUCUGUACAAAGGUUUAAGAUGCAACACUCUGCAUUGUUUAUAGCACCCCACAUUUUUCUCAUUUCUCCAAAACCCUUUCAAAUUGUGCAGUAUCCAUAUCUGGUAAUGAGAUACAGAUUAGUGAACUCUGUUCUUUUAUUAUGGCACCAAAAUGUCAGAACAGUAUAUUUGCUCAUAUGUUUCUUCAUCAAACAAAUUAAUAUGAAGGAUUGCCCAGUUUUCUAGCAGAUAAUCAUGAAUGGAGGACAUCAACAGUAUUUUAAUUUAAAAGACACAAUGAAAUAUGUUUUCCCAUAAUUUAUACUUGUUAUACCAGUGUAUUGUAAAAGCAUAAAAGAACACAGUCGCAUCAUUCAGUAACAAUACAUGAAAGACUUUUAAUAAAAAUUCCAGUGAAUUAUGUUGCCAUGCUUCUGCCUUCUAUAUGCUCUGUCUGCAAUGGCAUUCACAUUUAUUCACUGUCUGAAAGUACUUGCCUUUGCCAGCUUUUUCAUAUCUUUGUUCUUGAUCUUCAGCUUAUUUUCCAGAACUGAAAACUUCCAUGAAUUCUGGUACCUCUCCACACAGUUUACAAGAGUUAACUCAAAGCAUUUCCUGAAAAAUCCCAGAAACAGGCCUCAAGAAUGGGGGUCUGGAGUGGUAGGUGGUAUAAAUUUCCCUUCACUCUUUCAAGGAGAUUACAGUUCACCUGUCUGUAAGAAAGGGCAUGCCUUACUGAUUCUGGUGACAUCAGCGCCGUGGAAUUCUAAACAAAGAAAUGCAAUAAGAAACACUUGGGCAAAGAAGAUGGGGCCACAGAAAUACAGUUGGCAAGUGAUAUUCAUGAUCGGCCAAAAAUCUGAUGGGAUUGUGUCUUCAGAUGUAUUAGAAGAAAAAGAAAUGUAUAGGGACAUCCUAGUUGGGAAUUAUGUCGACACAUACAGGAAUCUAACACUGAAGGUAAUGCAUGGACUGAAAUGGAGUUUAGUGCAUUGUAGACCUCACUAUAUUUUAAAGACAGAUGAUGACUGUUUUGUAAAUACAGAUCGCCUUCCACAGUUUUUAAUGGAGCACAAUUUAAUCAAAGAGAGACUCUAUAUUGGGUCAUUGUUCACAAAAGAAAAGCGUCACGUUAUCCGUGAGCCUUUAAGCAAGUGGUAUGUUUCAAAGGAUGACUACUCCAAGGAAUUCUAUCCUCCAUAUGCUAGUGGCAUUGGGUAUGUCCUCUCACUGGAUUCUGCUCUUGUAAUCCUGGUGGCAGCAGAGAGAGUACACCCUAUUCCUGUGGAAGAUGCAUAUGUGGGUAUCUUAGCCAAGGAGGGUGGAAUCACAGUCAAAUCCAGUGGGCGCUUCACUAAGCACAAUGUAAACUGGAGGGUUUGCAACUACAGGUACCUGAUGGUGAUACAUCACGUGAGUGCUGAAGAGCAGGAAACAGCUUGUGAGAAAAUGCUCAGAGCCAGAACUGAUUGCUUAAAUAAUGAAGAAAUAAUCAAAUGGAAAUAAAAGAGAUAUGAAAAGACUACAAGCAUUACUACAAAGUAAUAGUUUGUAUAUGCUUGCCUUCUUGUUAUCUACCAGAAUGAGUUAUGCAUAAACCUUUGCAUAUAUGCUCAGGGUAUAAGUGACGUUAAAUACAAUGUAUUUUAGUUUUUGAUAACAUACAAACAAGGAAUGCUCCAGUGUAUAUCAAAAGGUGAUAGUAUGCAACUGAGUGCUUCAAAAUCUGAUGCUCAUUAUUGGCACUUGUCUUCAAUAAAGUAAACUAUUACAUAUCUACUAGCCAUUCACUCACCACUUUACUUCUCAUUUUUUCCUACAAGGUGUUUAUUUCUCUUCCAUUCACUCAUUGCCCACCAAUAACUAUUGUCUUAAUACUGGAAUGUUCAAGCAUGUUUGCAAUCUAAUAGACAUCUUAUAG